AUGUCACCGGCUCUACUACUCAUUCUGGUUGUCUCCUGUUCUUUGGGCGUCAAUAAUGUGAGAGGCUACAAUUUCUCUCCAGCAGAUGCAACAGUGGCAGAGCUGCAACAGGCCUUAAAGCAGAACACUAUAACGUCGAGACAACUAGUUGAGUACUAUCUAUCACAGAUUCUUGAGCUCAAUUCUCGUGUCCGAGGCAUAAUAGAGGUGAACCCUGAUGUGUUCACCCUUGCCGACCAAGCCGAUUCGGUGCGGAAAUCCGGUGUUCCCUUGUCUGGGUUGCAUGGCAUACCAAUACUCCUCAAAGACAACAUUUCCACCAAGGAUAAGCUCAACACCACCGCCGGAUCAUUUGCUCUGUUAGGUUCUGUUAUUCCUCGUGAUGCUGGCGUGGCGGCAAAGCUCAGAGCUGCCGGUGCCAUUAUUUUGGGGAAGGCUGCACUUAGCGAAUGGGCUUAUUACCGGUCAUCCACUGCACCUAAUGGUUGGAGCGGUCGAGGUGGUCAGGUUCUGAAUCCUUAUGUAAUGUCGGCAGAUCCAUGUGGGUCUAGUACUGGAUCCGCGGUAUCAGUAGCAACGAAUAUGGCAGCAAUAUCACUAGGGACAGAGACAGACGGUUCAAUCAUCUGCCCUUCAGCUUACAAUUCAGUGGUUGGAAUCAAACCCACUCUCGGACUCACCAGCCGAGCUGGGGUUGUCCCCAUUAGUCCAAGACAAGACACAGUCGGGCCAAUUUGUCGCACAGUGUCGGAUGCAGUCUAUGUGCUAGAUGCAAUUGUUGGAUAUGACCCUUAUGACAACGCGACUGUAGCAGCUUCAAAGUUCAUUCCUCCGGGUGGCUACAUCCAAUUCUUGAACCCAAGCGGACUUAAAGGGAAGAGACUAGGAAUAGUGAGGAGUCCAUUCUUUGACUUUCCCAACGGAUCCUUCAUUGCCCAAUCUUUCGAGAAGCAUUUCCAAAUCUUAAGCCAAAAUGGUGCAAUUUUGGUGGACAAUUUGCAAAUAGCAAACAUCAGCGUAAUACAAAACGGUGUAAGUGAAGGUAUUGCAUUGGCGACGGAGUUCAAGAUAGCCUUGAGUUCUUAUCUAUCAGGGUUGAUUGCGUCUCCCAUCAGAACAUUGGCAAAUGCGAUAUCUUUCAACCUGAAUUACUCUACCUUGGAAAUGAUCCCACAAUAUGGACAAGACGUGUUUUUACAGGCUGAGAACACCACAGGAACUGGGGAUCCAGCAUAUCAAGCAGCAUUAGCGAAUAUGCAGAGUUUGACAGCAAAUGGGGUUGUGAAGUUGAUGACAGAGUAUAACUUGGAUGCAUUGAUAACUCCCAACGCCACCGUUACUUCUGUACUAGCGAUUGGGGGCUUUCCGGGAAUAAGUGUUCCGGCUGGUUAUGGACUAGAUGGUUCACCCUUUGGAAUCUGUUUUAGUGGGUUGCAGGGUUAUGAGCCAAGGUUGAUUGAGAUUGCUUAUGCUUUUGAGCAAUAUACAAAGAUUAGAAAGCCUCCAUCGUACCUAGUCUGAUCAG
Molecule: messenger RNA, 1525 nt
Organism: Telopea speciosissima
Lineage: Eukaryota; Viridiplantae; Streptophyta; Magnoliopsida; Proteales; Proteaceae
Product: probable amidase At4g34880
Exons: 5
Coding region: 1-1521 (506 amino acids)
Source: RefSeq, a predicted model, not a curated record